Oreochromis niloticus (Nile tilapia) is the source of this 1139-nucleotide messenger RNA. RefSeq names its product adhesion G-protein coupled receptor G5. The transcript is spliced from 5 exons. NCBI's taxonomy places the organism in Eukaryota, Metazoa, Chordata, Actinopteri, Cichliformes, Cichlidae. Gene Ontology annotation, cellular component: plasma membrane. The record is from RefSeq and is a predicted model, not a curated record. Gene Ontology annotation, biological process: adenylate cyclase-activating G protein-coupled receptor signaling pathway. The coding region runs from base 1 to 336 and encodes 111 amino acids. Gene Ontology annotation, molecular function: G protein-coupled receptor activity.
AUGGCUCAGGAAAGCUAUUUAAGGACAUGUGUUUCUUGGGACACUAGAAAAGAUUCUCUGCAGGUGAACUGGUCAAAUGAUGGAUGUGAGACACAACAGAAGGGGGAAAACCACACUGUGUGUCUGUGUAACCAUCCGACUUACUUCACUGUCCUGGUGGACCUGAAGCCUCGAUCAGUGUGCCAGCCCCUGGAACUCACUGCCAUCCGAUAUGUAGGCUGUGCUGUAUCUAUGAUCAGUGGUUUUGCUCUUAUAAUUUAUCUUGGCAGAAAAAAAGGUUUGGAGAACAAGAAAUGCUGUUUGUUGACAUCAUGCAGCACCCUUCAUCCUACCUGAGGAACAGGUACCUGGCCACAGGAAAGACUUCAGCUUCAAAUCAUAAUCCAAGUACUCCCACAGUUAACUAUGAAGCAAACUUCAUGGUUAACUGUGUAUGAUGCAGCAUUUUGGAGGCAAACAGUUUAUUUAUAUGUACAGCAGUAUGACUCUCUCUUUAUCUCCUACCGAGUGUUGCAACUGUGUUUCAGUUUGUAUCUCAUAUCCUGUAGAUGUUCUUGUACACUGUGUCAUCUUUAUGAAGUCUCACAAUCUGGCUUGUCACUUCAGUGUUUUCAGCAGACCAAAUCUAAGUGAGCUGCAAUUUUAUACAAGCUGGAACAGCUGAGGUAGCUUUUGUUGCACACAGGUUGAACAGCUGUGGUCAAAGGUUUUGGUUUAAGUGUCACUAAUGCCAAAAAAUGUAUUUAUUUGCCAUUAAAAGUCGUGAAUGAAUGAACAAAUCAAACAAAUGAAUGAAUUGCUCAUGACUGCAUGUCACAGAAACAUGUAUUAAAAAAAUAUAUAAAUAAACAACUUGAAUAAAAAUGUAAGCAGCAAAGUGUAUGAAACAUGGCCAUGAGCGUAGCUGGUUUGGACCAUGUUGUUGUUUGCUAACAAUAUACCCACCAAUACAACAUCAUUGUAGUUAACACCAAAGGGCAGAAAACAGCAGUAAGAUGAGAUCAGUAGUAUAACAGAAUCAAUACAAUGCCCAUAGUUCAUUAGAUCAGAACUGUACAGCUCAUACAGUACCACCUGAGGCAAAUGUUCCAAUAGCUCGACGACCAUGGUGAACAUGACAUCAGUGAUGAUAAUGACGA